UUUCCCUUUCUUCUACAAACCUAGAUCUGGGUCUUCCUCUCUCAAACCUAGAUCUGUUUGCAAUGCUUGAAUCAGGGAGAAAGUCCUUAGAUUAUACUUUACAAACUCCGAAUCUUGUACCAAAGCUCGUGCCUUCUUCUUCACCACCGAAAAUCCUUUCCGAUGAUGCUAUUUUGUCGAAUUGCUGUUUGAGAAAAUCCAGAGAAAGACCUAGAGCUCCUGCCUUCUUUUUCAUCGCCGGAAGUCCUUCCGAUGAUGCUAUUUUGUCGAAUGGCUGUUCGAGAAAACCCAGAGAAAGACCUAAAGCUCAUGCCUUCUUCUUCAUCACUAGAAGUCCUUUCCUUUUCCCUUCUACAAACCCAGAUCUGGGUCUUCCUCUAUCAAACCUAGAUCCAUCUACAACGCAUGAAUCAGGGAGGAAGUCCUCAAAUUCUUCUCUGCAAACUCCGAAUCUUGUACCAAAGCUCGUGUCUUCUUCUUCAUCAUCAGAAGUCCUUUCCAAUGAUGUUGUUUUCUCGAAUAGAGGCUUUUGGAAAGAAGAAGAGCAACCAUGAGGCCAUGUAUCAUCCAUAGGGAUCUCAACCAAUCAGAGUCAAUCUAUUGUAAACAGAUCAUCGAAAAGGCCAUUUAACUAUGUUUUUUUUUUGUGAUUUUUUUUAAUUUCUAGUUUUGAAUAUUCACAGUUUGCUUGGAUAGCAGUUUGCCGGCAUAACAUCUCCAUAGAGGAUUCAGCGCUGGAGAAGACAACUGGCUUCUUGACUACUUUUUUGCUUCUUUUCUUGCUAAAUUCUUUGAUUUCUUUGAUUACAGUUGGAGGAAGGAGAAAAGCAUAGAAAAGAAUUUGAGCAAAACCCAAAUUUAUAUGAUGAAAACCCAGAUCUGGGUUUGAGAGAGGAAGAAGAAGGGAGAAGAGAGAGAGAGAAAGAAUAAGAAGAAGAAAGAAGGAUGCGGAGGGAAACAGCCUGGGGCUUCUCGACGGAAACAACCUUCUCGGUCUCAAGCUUGGCGACUUGGAUGGCGGGCGCUGGCGACAUAGUGGGAGUUUGGAGUUUGGGAACAAUAAGGUUUAAAGGUUGAGAUACUCCUGCGUCUGGUUUGAGUCGGCGAUGGCAACCUUGCUUCUCUGUAUCGGAUGAUAAGAAGAAGAUGAAGUUCUUUUUCUUUUUUUUUUUUAGGUUGGAAAAUUGUAAAUUAAUAAUAAAAAAUACCAAAUCAACAUAUUCAAUCAACAGAUUCCAUGGUGAUAUAAAGCUUGAUUUGAUUU
Molecule: messenger RNA, 1264 nt
Organism: Rubroshorea leprosula
Lineage: Eukaryota; Viridiplantae; Streptophyta; Magnoliopsida; Malvales; Dipterocarpaceae
Source: the annotation of a GenBank genome assembly